GGGAGAGAGGCUGCAUUUAAAACCCGCCCUCCAGCGAUCUCCUUCCCCAACUCAAUAAAAAAAAAAGAAAAAAAAACACCCUCCCAUUUUCUCUCUCACCAUUUCUCUUUCACACUCACUCUUCUGUCUUUCCCUCUGUCCCCCCCUCUCUAUCUUCCUUUACCUUUAUCCCUCGCCUUUUGCUGUCUCUCCCCACCACAAUCAUGGAUCUCUCGGUGAGGUGUUUGUUUCUUUUAUCAUGUCUCGGCGUGAUAUUGGCGAUAGACUUAGAUGCAGCUGAUCCAGGCUACUAUGUGGAGCCCACUGCCACAUCAGAGGCGAUCGACUACAAGGAUCCCUGUAAAGCUGUUGCCUUCUUGGGAGACAUUGCUUUGGAUGAGGAAGACAUGCGACUCUUUAAAGUGGACAGAAUAAUAGAUUUAGCGCAGAGGACGGUCCAGAACGUUAAUCACACAGAUGAAGGAUCUGACCAUAGUGGUAACGCAAAUAAUCAAGGUUCGCAGCGCAGGAAAAGGGCUGCCACCUCCAGACCAGAGCGUGUGUGGCCUGAAGGGGUUAUUCCAUAUGUUAUCAGUGGGAACUUCAGUGGCAGCCAGCGGGCUGUAUUCCGUCAAGCCAUGCGGCACUGGGAGAAGCACACCUGUGUGACCUUUAUAGAGCGAACCCAGGAGGAGAGCUACAUUGUUUUCACCUACCGGCCAUGUGGGUGCUGCUCAUAUGUGGGUCGCCGUGGAGGGGGUCCACAGGCCAUAUCCAUUGGCAAAAACUGUGAUAAAUUUGGCAUUGUGGUGCACGAGUUGGGUCAUGUGAUUGGCUUCUGGCACGAACACACACGGCCUGAUAGAGAUGAACACGUCAGCAUCAUCAAGGACAACAUUCAACCAGGGCAGGAGUAUAACUUUUUGAAGAUGGAGCCAGGGGAGGUGGACUCCUUGGGAGAAGUCUAUGACUUUGAUAGUAUCAUGCACUAUGCCAGGAACACCUUUUCCAGAGGUAUUUUCCUGGACACCAUCCUGCCACGCUACGAUGUGAAUGGAGUGCGGCCUCCCAUCGGCCAGAGAACCCGACUCAGCAAAGGAGAUAUAGCACAAGCACGCAAGCUCUACAAAUGUUCCAAAUGUGGAGAGAGCCUUCAGGACAGCAGCGGCAACUUCUCGUCUCCUGGCUUUCCAAACGGAUACUCGGCCUACAUGCACUGCAUCUGGAGAAUAUCAGUCACACCAGGAGAAAAGAUCAUAUUGAACUUCACCUCCAUGGAUUUGUACAGGAGUCACUUAUGUUGGUAUGACCAUGUAGAAAUCCGUGACGGAUACUGGAGGAAAGCACCGCUCAAAGGUCGUUUUUGUGGCGAUAAGCUACCUGAGCCAAUCAUCUCCACAGACAGCCGACUGUGGAUUGAGUUCCGCAGCAGCAGUAACUGGGUGGGGAAAGGUUUCUCUGCAGUUUAUGAAGCAAUCUGUGGCGGGGAUGUAAAGAGAGACAAUGGCCAGAUUCAGUCCCCCAACUACCCUGAUGACUACAGACCCAACAAAGCGUGUAUAUGGAAGAUUUCAGUCUCUGAGGGUUACCAUGUAGGACUUACCUUCCAGUCUUUUGAGAUUGAGAGGCAUGACAGCUGUGCAUAUGAUUACUUAGAGGUGCGUGAUGGGAUCUCUGAAAACAGCCCUCUACUGGGCCGUUUCUGCGGCUAUGACAAGCCAGAUGACAUUAAAACCAGCUCCAACCAUCUGUGGAUGAAAUUUGUUUCAGAUGGUUCUGUCAACAAGGCUGGCUUUGCAGCCAACUUCUUCAAAGAGAUGGAUGAGUGCUCCAAGCCUGACAACGGUCGCUGUGAGCAACGCUGUGUCAACACACUGGGCAGUUAUAAGUGUGCUUGCGACCCUGGCUAUGAGCUAGCUGCAGAUAAGCGCAGUUGUGAGGCUGCCUGUGGAGGCUUCAUCACCAAGUUGAACGGCUCGAUCACCAGUCCCGGGUGGCCCAGAGAGUACCCCCCAAAUAAGAACUGUAUUUGGCAGCUGGUUGCCCCCACUCAGUAUCGCAUCACUCUGCUGUUUGAUGUCUUCGAGACUGAGGGCAACGAUGUUUGCAAGUAUGACUUUGUGGAGGUCCGCAGUGGACUCUCCGCAGACUCUAAGCCACAUGGGAAAUUCUGUGGGUCUGAGAAACCGGAAGCCAUUACUUCUCAGUACAACAACAUGCGCAUCGAGUUCAAGUCAGACAACACGGUGUCCAAAAAGGGCUUCAAAGCACAGUUCUUCUCAGACAAAGAUGAGUGCUCCAAGGAGAAUGGCGGCUGUCAGCAUGACUGUGUCAACACAUUUGGCAGCUACCGCUGUCAGUGCAGGAGUGGCUUUGUUCUGCAUGAGAACAAACACGACUGUAAAGAAGCCGGUUGUGAUCACACAGUGAAUAGCGUGAGCGGCGCCAUCACCAGUCCAAAUUGGCCAGAUAAAUACCCCAGCAAAAAAGCGUGCACCUGGGCUCUGAGCACCACUCCAGGCCAUCGGAUCAAGAUCGCCUUCAAUGAGAUCGACAUGGAGGCCCAUCUGGACUGUGCUUACGACCACAUUCAGAUUUAUGAUGGGCGAGACGCCAAAGCUCCAUCUCUUGGUCGCUUCUGUGGCAGCAAGAAACCGCAACCCAUCAUCUCAAGCGGCAACAAGUUGUUCAUACGCUUUUUCUCUGAUAAUUCAGUGCAGAAAAAAGGCUUUGAUGCCUCACACUCUGCAGAGUGUGGAGGCAUUCUAAAGGCUGAAGUCAAAACCAAGGACCUCUUCUCCCACGCCCAGUUUGGGGACAACAACUAUCCAGGGGCCUCUGACUGUGAGUGGGUGAUUUCAGCAGAGAAGGGCUACGGCGUGGAGCUCAUCUUCCAGACCUUUGAGAUUGAGGAGGAAGCAGAUUGCGGUUACGACUACAUGGAGCUCUUUGACGGAGCAGACACAAAGUCUCCACGACUCGGACGUUACUGCGGCUCGGGGCCUCCAGAGGAGAUCUACUCAGCCGGUGACUCCAUUGUGAUCAAGUUCCACUCCGACGACACGAUCAACAAGAAAGGUUUUCAUGUCCGCUACACCAGCACCAAGUUCCAGGACACACUGCACUCACGCAAGUGACCAGCGGGGGCCAGAAGGGGCCGUGCAGGGCAGAGGGGCAAACGGAGGAGCACCCAGGGGAGGCGCUGGCCUGAUGCUCGGAACCCUUCGGCCACCAAGACAAACCAGACACGUCAGAACAACCGCAAGACCACCAACCGCACCUCCGCUCCUAGGGGCUCUAGCUCCCCCCACAGACUGUGAGGAGUAAAGCCAUUCUGCAGUACACCUUGUUUUUACCUUUUUACGGUUAGGAUUGGGGUGGGAGGGUGUAUAGGGAGGCAGCGGGGAACAUGUAUUCACCCAGUAACCUCCAGAAAUUUUUUGAUUCAUUCUUUGUUUUUUGUUAGUUUUUUUUAAAAAUAUGCCUUCUAAUGAAAGGCACAGAGGAAAACCUGCAGAUUCUCAGGACCUGCUGGAAGGCAGGCAUCAGCUGGACAGAUCCCUGCUUUUGUCAGGCCAACCCACCACAACCAUGGGGGGGGUGUGAAAACAUCUCCUGCACUCUUCAGAAAUUGCUGUCCUCUCCUUGCACUGUCAUCCCUUCAGUCCAAGGAUUCCUGCCGUAGGAGAACGAAAAGGACUUGACUUGAGCGUUUUAUGCUGUAUUUCAGUCAGUUGCAUGUAAUCACAAGAAAGGAAGAAAAUCUGUAGAGGGACAGCACCAGCAUUUGUAAUUGGCAUUACCCGGGCAGCCAGUAGCAAGAUCCUCGUGGUGACCAUUGACGAGGAAAUUAAGGAAGCAGUUAUCUUUUUAAAAGACUAAUAAAUGAAUUGUGGUCCAUAUCUUCUGGUUGGUAAUUGCUUGCCCAGUGACUGGCUAUUACUGUACCUGUAAUGUGUUUGAUCUUUCAAAGGGAACAUGUUUCAUUUUAAUUGUUUUUUUUUCCUCAGCUCGGACCAGUUAGCACUUUACAGUGAAUUGUUCCAAGACCAUGGGCUUAUAUUUGUGAAAUGCAAUGGCAGUUCACUUCUUUUUAAAUGCAUUUUAUCUCUCUUACUCUACUGUUUCUUUUUUUUUUCUCAUCAUGUUCCUCAGGCAUACUUGAACAUUGUGUGCCCUGCAACAUGGGGUAUAAUAAAGACAUGACUUGUG
This is a messenger RNA of Oryzias latipes (Japanese medaka), 4191 nucleotides long. RefSeq names its product bone morphogenetic protein 1a (gene bmp1a). Gene Ontology annotation, biological process: proteolysis. Lineage: Eukaryota; Metazoa; Chordata; Actinopteri; Beloniformes; Adrianichthyidae. Gene Ontology annotation, molecular function: calcium ion binding; metalloendopeptidase activity; zinc ion binding. The record is from RefSeq and is a predicted model, not a curated record.